Eremomyces bilateralis CBS 781.70 is the source of this 1434-nucleotide messenger RNA. RefSeq lists its product as uncharacterized. Lineage: Eukaryota; Fungi; Ascomycota; Dothideomycetes; Eremomycetales; Eremomycetaceae. The record is from RefSeq and is a predicted model, not a curated record. The coding region runs from base 31 to 1299 and encodes 422 amino acids. The transcript is spliced from 4 exons.
UGCUACUGAUCCAAUCACCCUUGUUUGGAAAUGGCAGAUAAGAGCAAGCAAUCAUCUUCGACAGGAUCUGCAAAGAGAGCAUUAAGCAAGCCGGUCUUAACGCGUCUUUCGACAAUUCGCCGUGAGGUUGAGGAAUUGUUAAAAUUCUCUGACGGAAUUUUGGAUUAUGAAAAUAUUUGUACCAAAUUGUCGGCGUUAGAGCAAGAGACGGCAGAGAAGCACCAGAUCAUUGGAAGUAAAGAGAAAGCCAUCGAAGCCCUGCAAAAAGAAGUGGUCAAGCUAAGAACGGAAAAGGGACUGCUCAAAGAAGAGUUCAUAGCUGGGUAUGAAAAAUGGAAAGGCGAAUCGAAGCGAAGAGAAGAUGAGGUAGCUUCUCUGCUGCAGGAAGAGCUUGGGCUGGAACGGAGAAAAUGCGAGAGCACCAGCCAGCAGCUUCGACAGCUCCGAGCUGAGAUAUCAAAAUACAAGAAGCGGUAUGAUAAAGAUCAAGAUGACAUCGUCGGGCUCAAACACGACCUAGAAAUAGAGAGGUUGACGGUGGAGAGGAUUACAGCCAACUUCGACAACUGUAAAAGAGAAGUGGAGGAACUGCAGAGUCAAAUCGGCAUCCUGAAUUUCGAACAGAGUCAGAUAGAAAGCACCUUCUCUGAGCUAGACGGUACCGUACAUAAAUUGGCGUGGCACUGCUUUCACCAGAAAAUUCCAGACCCUUGCGUGGUCAACAUUGAGGCUGCAGCCUCCUCGCGGAGGAUAUUGCAAGUACCGUCGAAUACAGAACCAGCGCUAUGUAUGCGCAGUGCCAUUGCUGAGGCCAUUAUCUCCCAAGCUCUUUGCAAGUAUAUCUUCAAGCCCUUCUACCUUUCGAAGAGCACCGACACCGAACUGGCCGCGCUAGUAAAGGCGCUUGAUUGGCUAAGCACGAUACAACCUGACCGAGCGGACAUCGUGCGAUACCAAAUCGCUAGCGUCUUUGAUGUACAGCAAGAGACCGACUCCAUAUCGGGCUGUGCAAUGCAAUUUGUGCUUGAAAGACUUGACGCAUGGCUAACAAGUCAGAAUAAGGAAUAUUUCUCUAGGGAAUUGACAACCUUCUUCGGAAAUGCCAUUGAGAUAUGGAAGCAGCUCCAGAAAGGUCCUAAACCGGCCACUUUUCAAGCCGAUCUUGAUACAGUUGGCUGGAACUUCGAGGACCACGGUCGACCCGAGUAUGAUAAACGUGGCCAACCUGGCGUCGACCUAACUCGAAAGACGAAACUUGGAGCCGGUCAUCCCAUAGUUUCGCAUGUCGAGAACGACUAAAGAGUGCAAUUUGCGUAGAUUUAUAAGAGCUAUAAUGUGCGUAGAGCUUCUGAGCUGGUUCGAAGUCAAAGAUCCUUGAAUUCGUUCCAGCCCGGCCGGCGUUCCAUCUCGCAGUGGGGGAAGGUUACUGAAGAG